Tupaia belangeri chinensis (Chinese tree shrew) is the source of this 2166-nucleotide messenger RNA. It is a transcript of the gene TRIM58, whose product is annotated as tripartite motif containing 58. Lineage: Eukaryota; Metazoa; Chordata; Mammalia; Scandentia; Tupaiidae. The record is from RefSeq and is a predicted model, not a curated record. The coding region runs from base 107 to 1186 and encodes 359 amino acids. Gene Ontology annotation, molecular function: protein binding. The transcript is spliced from 5 exons.
UAGCAAAAAUCUUUAAAAGUAGGUUUACGUUCAGUUAUGAAUAAGGUCAAGCAUUUUUGUUUGCUCUCUGGGACAGCUCCAGGGGAUCUUUGGAUGGUAUCUCGGCAUGAGGCCUUCUGCAAUACUUCAGCAUCUUUCCAAACAGGUGAAGUUGCAGGCAGCCCUAGAGCGCGUGCGAGGAGAGGUGGAGGAGGCCGAUGUUCAGGAGGCCGCUGUGGGGAAGAAGGCCGUGGUUUGGAAGGAGAAGGUGGAAAGGCAGCGGCAGCGCUUCCGGCUGGAGUUCGAGAAGCAGCGUGGCUUCCUGGCCCAGGAGGAGCACCUGCAGCUGCGCAGGCUGGAGGAGGAGGAGCAGGCCACCCUGCAGAGACUGCGUGAGAGCAGGAGCCGGCUGGGCCAGCAGAGCAGGGCCCUGAGGGAGCUGGCUGAGGAGCUGGAGGGCAGGUGCCGCCGCCCUGCCCUGGGGCUGCUGGAGGGCGUGAGCGACGUCUUGAGCCGAAGUCAGGCUGUCACGCGGCUGGAAACGGAGCCCAUCGCCAUGGAGGUGAAGACAGUCUGCCGCAUCCCUGGGAUGAGGGAGAUGUUGAGGAAAUUCUGGGCCGACGUGAAGCUGGACCCGGCCACAGCGCAUCCCAGCCUGCUAGUGACUGCGGACCUGUGCGGUGUCCAGGACGGAGAGCAGUGGAGGGACGUCCCCGGCAACCCCGAGCGGUUCGACACCUGGCCCUGCGUCCUGGGCCUGCAGAGCUUUGCGUCCGGGCGGCAUUACUGGGAGGUCGCGGUGGGGGAGCAAGCCGAGUGGGGCUUGGGCGUCUGUGAGGACGUGCUGCCCAGGAAGGGGGAGACCACGCCGGCCCCCGAGAACGGGGUCUGGGCCGUGUGGCUGCUGAAGGGCAGCGAGUACAUGGUGCUGGCCUCCCCCUCGGUGCCCCUGCUCCAGCUGGACCGGCCCCGCCGCGUGGGCGUCUUCUUGGACUAUGAGGCCGGCGAAGUUUCAUUUUACAACGUCACCCACGGCUCGCACAUCUACACCUUCUCCCAGCUGUUCUCGGGGGCCCUCCGGCCGUAUUUCUUCGUCUGCGACACGACCCCUCUUAUCCUGCCAUCUGUGACAGAAGCAGAGCCCGGCGGUUGGACAGCCAGGGCUCAUCCUGCCUCUUCCUCUGAGGUCAGAGGUGCUCAUUCCUAACAUUUUGUUCCCAAGACGCUUUCCCAGCCUAAAGGAAGGCCCCUGGGUGGAGUGGACGCUGUAACAGCGGGGCCUCAGCAAAGUCCCCGCCUAGGUCAGCAGGUCACUCCAGCUGUGGAGAUUUUCUCAUGGAGACAAGGAGAAAACGCGGAGCGUCUGCACAUGAAGGGACGCUGGGCAGGACUUGACUGGAGACACGGGCAGUCUCAUCAGACUGCUUCCCAAUGGCUCCACGAGCCUUCUCUGGAUCUUCAAAAUAAUGACUGCUUACUAAACCAAGGCUUCUAGAUUGCCAUUAUACUUUCUCAUUUAUUUCAGUACCCUUCAUUCCAAGUCUUCAGUGCGAGUCAGCAAUGGCUGCUUUUAAACUGGUCCAGACCAGUUCGAUGUGCUCCAGCUCAGACACAUAAUUUUGUUUGUCUCUCCUCCUCCGUUUGCUUUUUCUUUUCUCAUUUUCUCUGUCUUCCUCUGCCUCUUUGUUUCUCUUUGUCUCUCUUUACCUAUUUUUGUGUCACAUCUCUUACUGCCUAGCCUUUCCUCUCCUAGACGAACAUACCCAGAACUGUGCCUGCAUGCAGCCAUGUGCCAUAGGACCAUAUUAGGUUAAAAUCUUCCUUAUCCUGGGACAGAAUUUGAGGAUUAUGAAAUUCAUUCCUCUGAACCUAAUACUAUUCAUUCCUGGGAUUUUUCUUUCACUUUUGGAUACAUUUUCUAAAGCAAGAGUUUCUCAGAGUUUUGACUCCACUAGCUCUUUGACCUAGACGUGGACCAGUAAUGGGACCUCAGGCAGAGGCCGCUGUCUCCCUCCCAGUCUCAGCCACUUGGUGGUUCCUCUCGUGGAUUUGAUGUCGGCCUCAGUGUUACAGUAAAUUUUAUUUUUUUGAGACGUUUUUGCUAGAGGGCGCAUGUGCUCGCCAGAAAGACAGAGACAGAGACAGAGACAGAGAGACAGAAAGCGAGAAAUCAUCCCCCCCCACUCC